Molecule: messenger RNA, 615 nt
Organism: Rotaria sordida
Lineage: Eukaryota; Metazoa; Rotifera; Eurotatoria; Philodinida; Philodinidae
Source: the annotation of a GenBank genome assembly
AUGGGAAUUCGUUCUGCCCGAAAAAUCCACCGAGAUACGAAGAUACCAUUGUCUACAAUUAGUUAUCAAUUGAAAAAGCUUCGAACUCAAGGUUCUCUACAACAUCAAGCAGGCAAUGACCAACGAUGUAAGAUUGGCGCCAAAUGCAGCCGAGCACUAGGUCAAUUUAUUAGAAGAAAUAAUGAAGUCACGUUGUAUGAAUUGGUUGAAAAGUUACAUAAUCAAUAUAAAUUAACUGUUUCCACCAGUACAAUCUCACGUCAUUUGCACCGUCUUCAAUAUGAAAAGUGUUUACCAUUGAAUACUUCAAUACUCACGCCAGAAUAUAAAGAACGUCGAGUUGAAUGGACUAAACAACAUUUAAAUGACAAUUGGAAAUCUAUAGUAUUUACCGAUGAAUGUUCAUUUCAAUUGUUUAGAAAUACAAUUCGUCAUUGGUCAAAAAAUCCAAAAGAAGAUAAAAAAAGAAUUCCGAAGAAUCGACAAAAAGUUCAUGUUUGGAGUUCCAUUAAUUCUCAUGGAAAAGUUGGUUUUCAUUUAUUUCAAAGCAUUAUGGACAGUGUUUAUUACAUCGAAAUAUUAGAAAACAAUUUGAUUCAUAAUGCUAAACGAUAA